GUUUGUGUGUUUGCAGUGAGAGGGUCGAAGCCUGGCAAGAACGUUCAGCUGCAGGAGAACGAGAUCCGUGGAUUGUGUCUGAAAUCCCGCGAGAUCUUCCUCAGCCAGCCCAUCCUCCUGGAGCUGGAAGCGCCGCUGAAGGUCUGCGGCGAUAUCCACGGGCAGUACUACGACCUGCUCAGGCUCUUCGAGUACGGAGGAUACCCACCUGAGAGCAACUACCUGUUCCUGGGAGACUAUGUGGACCGAGGGAAGCAGUCUCUGGAGACCAUCUGUCUCCUGCUGGCCUACAAGAUCAAAUACCCUGAGAACUUCUUCCUGUUGAGGGGAAACCAUGAGUGUGCCUCCAUCAACCGCAUCUACGGCUUCUACGAUGAGUGCAGGAGACGCUACAACAUCAAGCUCUGGAAGACGUUCACAGACUGCUUCAACUGUCUGCCCAUCGCCGCCAUCGUGGAUGAGAAGAUCUUCUGCUGUCAUGGAGGUUUGUCUCCUGAUCUGCAGUCCAUGGAGCAGAUUAGAAGGAUCAUGAGACCCACAGAUGUCCCGGACCAGGGCCUCCUGUGCGACCUGCUGUGGUCCGACCCAGAUAAGGACGUGCUGGGAUGGGGCGAGAACGACCGAGGCGUGUCCUUCACCUUCGGAGCGGAAGUGGUGGCCAAGUUCCUUCACAAACACGACCUGGAUCUGAUCUGCAGGGCUCACCAGGUGGUGGAGGACGGAUACGAGUUCUUCGCCAAGCGGCAGCUGGUGACUCUGUUCUCAGCACCGAACUACUGCGGAGAGUUCGACAACGCCGGAGCCAUGAUGAGCGUCGACGAGACCCUCAUGUGCUCCUUUCAGAUUUUGAAGCCAGCAGAGAAGAAGAAACCAAACUCCAGUCGUCCAGUGACUCCGCCCAGGAACACAGUCCCCAAACAGGCCAAGAAAUGAUUCCCGCGGGGCCCGGCUGGACUUGUAUCAUACGCUCUUUCAUGUGUUUCGGAUCAGGAGUGGCUCUGCGCCGGAUGAACCGCCCUCUGCGUCUUUAUUUCGAUUCUUUACGUUGUUUUUCCUUGUUUACCGUCCCGAGCUGCCGCUCACGUAUUAGAGGGGAGCGUUUUAAUUUCACUUGAUUUCAGAGACAAACAGCUUUUUAUUCCCACUUCAGGACGACGUAUCAGUUUGACACAAGCUCCGCCCACCGUAACCACGGCAACAGCGCAUUUAAACGCAAGGCAGAACGUGGCGUCUGGAUUUUUAAAUCGACACGUUUAAGAUGAUCUGUGCUCCCGAUCUCUCGUUCAAACCACUGUGAACAAACGAGUCUGUUUUUAUGCACCUGAUGCUUUUUUGUAUUUUCGUCUCGUGAAUGUGCCAUGAGGGUUGACGUUCAGUCCGCUUUUAUCAUUUUGACUUUUUUAUUUUAUUUUGAUGAUUGCAAACGAACGGAUGUUGUGCGAGUGUGUGAACUAAAACAUCAAGUUUCUUUGUUUUGACGCGAUGCCUUGUUUUCUUCUUCCAUUGCGUAUCACGUGACGUUUUGGCAUGUUGACUUCUUGAUCUCUCAGACGGACGUUUCUGUUGCAUGCGUUAGUGUUAGAGGAAUAGGACACAAGGCCUCGGCUUUCUCUCAGGGCAUGCCACCUUCAGCAUGUCUUCAGAAUAAUGUAGCUCCUCAUCAGGUAAAUCACGUCAGGAAAACCUUUUUUCUUGCAAAUUUCUACAGUAUUUCAUAUAUAAAUUCUCUGUUUAACCCAAACUCUCAAUGUAAAUAUACAGGAAAUGUUUUGUUCAGUCUUGGCAAUAAUUCAGUUCUCCACACUAUAAAUAAUUGUUAUACUUGCAGAAUAAAUCGAAGGGAGAUGGAAACACCAUUGCAGCGUUUGUUUGUUCAUUUCAGA
This is a messenger RNA of Sinocyclocheilus anshuiensis, 1883 nucleotides long. RefSeq names its product serine/threonine-protein phosphatase PP1-gamma catalytic subunit B-like. The record is from RefSeq and is a predicted model, not a curated record. Gene Ontology annotation, cellular component: nucleus; cytoplasm. The annotation marks the transcript as partial. Gene Ontology annotation, molecular function: protein serine/threonine phosphatase activity. NCBI's taxonomy places the organism in Eukaryota, Metazoa, Chordata, Actinopteri, Cypriniformes, Cyprinidae. The transcript is spliced from 6 exons.